This is a messenger RNA of Tribolium madens (black flour beetle), 1451 nucleotides long. RefSeq names its product phospholipase A2 inhibitor-like. The transcript has 2 exons. Gene Ontology annotation, molecular function: protein binding. The record is from RefSeq and is a predicted model, not a curated record. Lineage: Eukaryota; Metazoa; Arthropoda; Insecta; Coleoptera; Tenebrionidae. The coding region runs from base 196 to 1053 and encodes 285 amino acids.
UUCAAAUAUUAAAGGUUAAACGUUUGAAAAAUAUUGAUUUGUGUGGAAGAUAUAAAUCUCCGCCUCAAGGAAUUGAAGAAAAAUCAAUAAUUGGUUUGUUUAUCUACAAUAAAAUUGAUAAUCUUGUGUUAUGUAAUUUGUGCAUAAAUAAAGUGCAAUUGCAGAAACUGAUUCAGUUUAUUAUCAAACACAGACAUGUUACUUAAAAUUAUUUUUUUGGGUUUGUGCCUAAUAUUUAGUGUUUUUGGUUGGCGUGAUGAAUAUUUUCGAAUAAAUAAUUUAACGUUUGUGGUGGAACCCAAGGGCAUUUAUCGUCUUCUUGGCUACAGUCCUGCUGAGAAUUUAACAGCAGGAAUAAUCGCAAAUGUCGAAAAUAUGCAAACUUUGUAUUUGCUAGACGAUUCGAUUCGGGAAAUUCAACCUGGAGCUUUCCAAAACUUGCCAAAACUUAAACACAUCAUUAUACAAUACAACGAGAUUUCGAAAAUCCCAGCAGGAAUUUUCAACAAUUUCCCAAACUUGACGUAUCUGGAAUUGGGUGAUAAUGGAAUCUCAUAUAUUGACCCUCAUGCUUUUGAUAAUUUGACUCGUUUGACCUCAAUUAAUUUGGAUAACAAUAAAUUGAGUAAAAUUGAUUCGCAUUGGUUUGAGAACAAACCUGCCCUUAAAUAUAUCCACCUCGCCGGUAAUUUAAUCAAAAAGGUUUCCGCCGAUUUGUUUGAGAGUUUAAAAGGGCGAAAAUCGAUGUCUUUGUUUUUGGGAGAUAAUCCUGUGGAGACAAUCGAAAACAAUGCUUUCAAAGGAUUUGAAGAAAUGUCAGUUUUGUCCUUGGAAAAUCUCAAUCUUACGUCUCCCACAGCUUUUCUCCAAGGUCUCAAAAUCGAAACUUUAGAAUUUAAUGGAAAUAAAUUUAAAUGUGUGGAAGAGGAAGCUUUUGAUCGGGUUUUCGUCGCCGAUACGACUGAAAUAAAGUCAAAUCCGCUGGAGGCCGAGUGUUUGAACAAAAUUCAACUUUGGGCCAAAAAACACAACAAAACUGUUAUCACACACUAAUUUUCAUUUUACAAGUCUAAGGUUAUCUCCUAUUUCCCAGAAACUUUUUAGAAUAGAACUACUGGUUAUUAAUUUACUGAAACAUUCUAAGAAUUUCUGAAGCUUGUCUACCGGAAUUGCCGCAAAGGUGUAACCUUUCACUAUUUCUACUGUUUAAAAUUUAUUAACUUUGUAUAGUUGUAUGUGAAUAAAUAGUAUGUCUUGUGGCGUUUUUAAUCUUGUUGAAAUUUCAAAAAAAAAAUACCGACCACAAAUUUAGUAACUCGAUUUUAGAAGUGUUGAUUUGUACAACCGCCGACUCAAGGAAAAAAAUUGUUAAUAAUUAUCUUGUUUACAAUAAAAUUUAUAAUCUUGUAUUAUGUAAUUAGUUUACUCCGAUAUUAUAAAUAAAAUUUAGC